GGAACGGCCCGUUGGCGUCGGUGCAUCCGGUGAUGGCGCCGCCUUACGCCAUGCCCGGUCAGCCUAUGAGAUAUGGGCCGCCUAUGUCGAAUGGCUACCCUGGUAUGCCUCAGCCUCUUCACCAAGGUGCCAUGCCUCCGGAAAGAGCAUACGAGGCAUAAGGGAUAGGGAGGGGUACAUGUUAGUCAGAUUAGGGGUAUCGAUGACGAGAUGUUUUCUCUACAGUGUCUCAUGAUUAUUUACGGUGGGAAAGGUUGGAAGGCUUCAUUAGAGACUGAGUAUCCCUCACCCUUCAACUCCUUUUGUUGGUAUGCACGCAUUUAUUAUUUGCUUGAUUUCAUUGAUUUCUACUCCAUUUGUUCUAAUGGAAUAUAUCGUACGUAAUAUUGGAAGUCCAAUGCUCUAGAAAGAAUAAAAUAAGGAAAAAAUGACUGAAAAAAUGUGAUUGUUCGAUUCCAAUCUGAAGCGGUUCUGGUUUGCUGUUUACUGAGUAGGCUAUUACUGUAGUGAUUAUCACUUCUCGAAUUAAACCUUCACCUAUGGUGCCUCCAAUUGGAUAGUUUUGGCAUGCCUUCUGUUUGCAAGUCAAUGCUUAAGGUAUGCCCUGUUCAUGCAUUUCCUGUUUCAUGACUCCCAAUGCUAUUUUCUUGAUGUUCCUUCAGGUUAUAUGUUCAGCUGGUGAGUGUUGUCAUGCAUGUGCUGCAAUCUCUUAUUACUUUGAUGUUUUUGGUAACAACAGUUGAUGCAUCUUGUUAAAUCUAUUUAUACUUGAUUCAACAAAUAGUCAGUUGAUAUGUAAUUUGAUUAGCAUGCUGUUGACAGUCUGCCUAGUUUUUGUGGCCUCUUCAUGCAGGAGUACCUCGUUAUCCUUCUCCUUAUGCACCAAUGCUUCAGCCAGCGUUUUCUAUGCGGCCAUUGGUUGGUGUUAUGCCACCAUUGGCACGCCCUCCAGUUAUUGGAAUUCGUGGUCCAAUUAUUCCUCCAGUUGUUAGACCCAUUACUCCAAGCGUGACAUCAGCAGAGGAGCCACAGACAACUGUAUAUGUUGGGAAGAUAUCAUCAACUGUGGAAAAUGAUUUCAUGUUGUCUCUCCUGCAGCUUUGUGGGCCAGUAAAGAAUUGGAAACGUCCACAAGACCCCACUGGAACUUUGAAAGGUUUUGGGUUUUGUGAAUUUGAGUCUGCUGAAGGAGUUCUUCGGGCAUUGCGACUACUUAAUAAGCUAAGAGUUGAUGGACAAGAGUUGAUGUUAAAUGUUAAUCAAACAACACGGAAAUAUCUUGAGCGCUAUGUAGAGAAAAAGAUAGAAGGUUCGAAAGCCAAGGAAUCUGCAACUGAUGGUUCUGACAAAGAGGAAGCAAGGGAAUCGAGCUCUGAUAAUGACAAAGCUGUUAAGUUGACUGAAGAGUCUCUAAAGCCUUCAUCAGAUGAACAACAGACAAAGGAUAAUAGUGAGACGAAUAAGGAAAAUCCUGAGGCUGGCAGUUUUAGCCUUGUAACUGAUGAAGACAGGGAUGCAGACCGUGAUGCUUGCGAGAAGCUCACAGGUAUGUUAGAGGAACGGCUGAAGAACAAACCACUUCCUCCUCCACCCCCACCCCCACAAACACUUAUUGAUGGACCUGGAAACUCAAACUCAGAGCAGCCUUCUGGUUCAAAGGAUAGAGAACCAGAAGGUGGGGUGAAGAACGAUACAGAAGACAAAAAUGAUGAUGACAAGACUGCUGAGAGCAAACCCUCUAGUGAGCCUGAUGGAGCAGGAACAGGUUCUCCUGAUAGGAGUAGAAGGCAUGAUAGGAACAGGGAUCGAGACCGUGACCCAAAACGAGAAAGAGAAAGGGAACUUGAAAGAUACGAGAGAGAGCGAGAGCAUGAGCGAGCUAAGAGGGAGAAGGAGAGAGAAAAUAGGAGUCGGGAAGAUGAACGGAGGUAUAAAGUGCGUGAAAAAGAAUGGGAAUCCAGAGAAAGAGAGAGAGAACAUUGGCGGAAGAGAGAGCGAGAACGAGAGAGAGAAAGGGCUCAUGAAAGGAAGUGGGAAGUUGUGGACCAAGAACGUGACGAUGAUGAUGGGUAUGGAAAGAAGAGGAAAUAUAAGAUCAGUGAUGAAGAGAGGAAAAGAAGACAGAGGGAGAAGGAAGAGGAUCUGGCUGACAGAGUGAGAGAGGAGGAAGAAAUUGAUGAAGCUAAAAUGCGAGCCGAAGAAGUUCAGAAGAAACAGCUUGAGGUACUGAAAACAGAAACUGUUCUGCCAGUUAAUGGAUUAGAGAAAGCUAUCUCGCCAAAUGAUAUCAAUGCUGAAGACCAGGGUAAGGCUGAUCAGACCUUUGAGCUCAAACCAAGUCCUAGAACUUAUGAAGUUACAGGUGAAGGGAUUGUGCAGAAUGGCACCAGCGAUUCGUCUAAUUUUGCUCCGGACAUUCAACAAAAUAGCAAUGUGCCAACUAAAAAGUUGGGCUUUGGGCUUUCAGGAUUCGGAAAGCGAGCUGCUGUACCUUCAGUUUUUAAUGAGGAUGAGGAUGCACAUAAGGAAAAGAAAAUGAGACCUCUAGUUCCAAUUGAUUACUCAACUGAGGAACGGGAAGCUAUUCAAUCUUCCAUGGCCGAAGCCCCAACAGCUAAUAUGGCUGCUGCAGCAGAAUUUGUGAAGCGUAUCUCAACUGUUAAUUCUAAAGAAAUUGAUGGAGAAAAAGAAAAAAGUAGACGCUCUCAUGAGAGAUCCGGCCAACGUGACCGUGAUAGACAUGAGGAAGAGAACAAUAGCAUCCGCAAGGAGAGCAGAAGAGAUCAUUCUGAAAGAGAAAGAUCAAAUAAAACAAAGACCCCAGAAAAACAGAAGCUCUUGGAUGCUAAGCAGUUGAUUGACACUAUCCCAAAGACCAAAGAUGAGUUGUUCUCCUAUGAGAUCAACUGGGCUAUCUAUGAUCAGAAUGUGCUGCAUGAGAGAAUGAGACCAUGGGUAUCAAAGAAGAUAACAGACUUUUUGGGCGAGGAAGAGGUCACACUAGUAGAGUAUAUCGUGUGUAGCACUCAGGAGCAUGUCGAUGCAGGUGAGAUGCUCGAGAGGCUCCAAACUAUAUUAGAUGAUGAAGCUGAAAUGUUUGUGCUCAAGAUGUGGAGAAUGCUUAUUUUUGAGAUCAAGAAGGUAGAGACUGGCUUGGGUCUGAAGCCCAAGGCCUGAGCGAAAUGAAUAAACAUGUUGGGUUUAAUCAACGUAUAUUGAUCACGGCACCACACAUAUCUUGUAAGUUUCAGUAUAUCACCUCUGGUGCAGUUUCUUAAUUGGCGUGCUUAUCUUAUGCUCUUCGAAAUCAAAA
Molecule: messenger RNA, 3313 nt
Organism: Salvia splendens (bonfire salvia)
Lineage: Eukaryota; Viridiplantae; Streptophyta; Magnoliopsida; Lamiales; Lamiaceae
Product: RNA-binding protein 25
Exons: 7
Coding region: 886-3177 (763 amino acids)
Molecular function (GO): RNA binding
Source: RefSeq, a predicted model, not a curated record